Molecule: messenger RNA, 1428 nt
Organism: Corylus avellana
Lineage: Eukaryota; Viridiplantae; Streptophyta; Magnoliopsida; Fagales; Betulaceae
Source: RefSeq, a predicted model, not a curated record
AUGACAGAAACCGUUGUGGCCCUUGUCAUCAAUCAGCUGGUUCAAUUCAUCGUCCACGAAUCAAAACUGCUAAAGGGUGUCCAUCGGGAAGUUGUGGACAUUAGAGAUGAACUGGAAAGCAUCCAAUGUUUACUCAAAGAUGCAAAUAAAGGAGACCUCCAAGAUGACGUCAAAAUGUGGGUGAAACAAGUGAGAGAGGUAGCCUAUCAUAUAGAAGAUGUAAUAGAUGAAUACGUUCUUCACGUGGCACAACGUCAUCGUCAUCAGCAAAGUUUUAUUGCUUUCCUCCAUAUAAUUGGCCGUAUAUUGAAGAAACUAAAACCACAACACGACAUAGCUACCAAGAUUCAAGAUAUCAAAUUGUCAGUUCGUGAAAUCAAGGAACGAAGUGAAAGAUAUGGUUUUAGUUCCUCAGAGCAAGGAUCAAGUAGCAGUGCAACAAAUGUUAUAGGGCAUGACCCUCGAGUGGGCUCACUUUUCAUUGAGGAAGAUGAAGUUGUGGGCAUUGAGUCUACAAGGGAUGAACUCAUAAGCUGGUUGGUGGGGGGAGAAUUUAAACGCUCUGUGAUUUCAGUGGUAGGCAUGGGCGGAAUUGGUAAGACAAUUCUUGUUAGGAAAGUAUACGAGACUGAAUCAGUGAAAAGACAUUUUGACUGCCAUGUUUGGAUCACAGUGUCUCAGUCAUACAAUAUCCAAAAGAUACUCAUGUCCAUUGCAAAUCAAAUCUACCACGAAGAAAUAAUAGCUCUAAGGCAAAUAGACAUGACAGACGAGAUCACACUAAUUAGCCAGCUGAAGAAAUGUUUACAACAAAAGAGGUAUGUUGUUGUUUUUGAUGAUGUAUGGAAGACAGAGUUCUGGGAAAUUGUGAAACAUUCUUUGCCAUGCAGCGACAAAGGCAGUAGGAUUAUCAUCACAACACGCAGUGAUCUCAUCGGUGUUUCAUGUAAAGAAUCUUUAACUGAUAUGGUACACAAGGUACAACCUCUGUCUCAAGAAAAGGCUUGGGAAUUGUUUUGCAGAAAGGCAUUCCAAACCGAGUUUCAGAGAUGUUGUCCCAAUGAGUUGAUGAGACUGUCGAUAGAAAUUGUCAAAAAAUGUGAAGGCUUGCCACUUGCAAUUGUUGCCAUAGGUGGUCUUCUGUCAACUAAGGAGAAGGUGCCAUUAGAAUGGAAAAAGUUGCUUGAUAGCCUCAGUUAUGAGCUAGAAUGCAAUCCCCACCUUACAAGUGUCACAACAAUUCUCUCUCUUAGUUGUUAUGAUCUUCCAUGCUACCUAAAGUCUUGCUACUUGUACUUUGGUAUUUUUCCAGAGGACUACUCAAUCAAUGGUGCAAGAUUAGUUUGGCUAUGGGUUGCUGAGGGAUUCAUUACAAGAAAGAAGGGAAAACCAUUGGAAGAUGUAGCGGAAGAAUUUUUAAUGGUGUAA